AUGCUCUUCUACGCCACAAUCAGCAGCAUGGCUGCAGUCCUCCUCGAAGCCAUUCUCUCCGUCUCCCAGCUAUUCAGCAGCAUGGUGUUCACCACCGGCUUCUUCAUCGGCAUCGCCGUCGCCGUCGCCUCGGGCGCUCUCCUCUUCAAGCUUCAACGUCCUGCAGACGCGGCUCUCGAUGAGCAGCAACCGCUGGAACAGGCUCCUGAGCAAGACGAAGAGCAGCAGCCCGUGCCCCCAGCUCCCAAUCCACUCCAACCCAACAUCUUCGCGCCCGAAAGCCACGUCCUCCCCACAUUCGACAUCCUGAACAUCAUCUGGCGGCUCGACGGCAAGGUCGAUAUGGAACUCGUGCCAGCCUACCCAGACACUGAAGAAGAAGCACAAUCUGUGUGGUUCCGUGAUCUAGAGCGCGAAGAUGUGACGUGUGUUGUCUGCUGGGACUUCUUUCGCCUCUUCGACGACGACGAACCAAACGCGGUUAUGCGGCUUCCUUCCUGCAGACACAUGUUCCACGAAGAGUGUUGCACAGAGGGGUGGAAUAGGGUGAUGAGCUGUCCGAGGUGCACGAAGAAGUAUGUGUGGAUGCCGGCGGAGGAAGGAGAGAUGAUGGGAAGGCUUUUGGAACAAGCUUGA
Molecule: messenger RNA, 636 nt
Organism: Cyphellophora attinorum
Lineage: Eukaryota; Fungi; Ascomycota; Eurotiomycetes; Chaetothyriales; Cyphellophoraceae
Exons: 1
Coding region: 1-636 (211 amino acids)
Source: RefSeq, a predicted model, not a curated record